ACGAAAAUACUGUAUUUGGGGUUGUUGAACCCUUAUGGUAUCAACUUGCUACCAGCUAAGCCAAUUUGUGUUUUAGAACUUUUGACGAGUUGUUAAUUAAUAUUGGUUACUUGGAUGACUUGAUUGGAGAAAUGUAUUGCUUGACAUUGAUAGGCUUAUAUAUAUAUAUCUCACACACACACACACACACACACAUCGCUGAUUAUCUUCGAACAGUCACAUAUCUGUCCUCUAUGGUCUGUCACUCAUUCACCUGUUACUCUUCAACAGGUAGCAUCCGAUACAGUAUCUGUAAUAGUCCUGUCUUUAUUUAGACGCUUAUUAGCGUAAUUUGAGUUUCAAAGCUUCAUUUUGAUGUGGAUAUAGACCGCCUAUAAUUAAAUUACUUUUAAUCGCGACAGAUUUAAUCAUGUACGGAUCCCGCAGAACUUUAUUAAUCGUCAUUCUUUUAACGGGCUUCCUUUUCGCAUUAUAUUAUAUUGACGUAGAUUUUUGGAGUAAAACUUCACUGCCGACAAUGAGAUUCUCAAAUUGCUACCGUGACCCAGAGAUCCAGACUUUCCCAAACCAAAUAUUGGGCCUUUUCGUAAUGAGAAUCCAGCACCCUGUACUUGCCAAAAGACAAAUCCAGCAAACCAGUUCGUGUCAGAAGACGAUAUGGAUGACCUGCAGAAACGCCGGGCAGAAGAGUUCAGACAACACCAGAUCAGAUCAGGUAAAGAAAAUGAUGUUCUUCUUCUCGUCCCGGCCAACACACCGCUCCAGUAUCCGAUGAGAGGAUUCAGAGUAACUCCCAUGAAUAAAACACUCAUUCCUGGUCUAGCCCUGCAAACACAAAAGAGAGCGGUUUACAAGGUUUCUCUAAGGGUGCAUAAAGGAGUGCUUUCAGUGAUGAAUGUCCAGGAAGGAGAGCAGGUGGAGGGCCAGAAUGAGCAACAUCUGAGCAUCUCAUCCAGCAGCCUCCAACAGCUCAACGACCUGCUGAGCAGACUGACCUACACCAGCACCAUCUACCACAUCAAGACCGAAGACCUCGCGUACUUCUCUUUUGAGAAUCAUGAGGUCAUAUUCCCGAUUGAGAUCAGACGUUUGUCAGUUCCUGUUCUGUUUGACCCGGGGAAAGAUGUGAACUCUCAGGUGACUGUGCUAGUAAAAGCAUUUCUGCGUUACAAAGAACUAAAUGUCCUCAUCAACAGUAUCCGUGUGAACUACCCAAAAAUAAAGAUCAUUGUUGCUGAUGACAGUCUGAACCCAGAGAAGGUGGUCGGUGACAAUAUAGAGCACUACAUAAUGCCCCCAGCACAGGGCUGGUUUGCAGGAAGAAAUCUGGCAGUGUCGCAGGUCACCACUAAAUAUUUCCUGUGGGUGGAUGAUGACUUUGUGUUUCUCAAUGAGACGCGCAUUGAGAGCUUUGUGAACAUUAUGGAAGCCGUUCCUGAACUAGAUGUGGUUGGUGGUCAGGUAGAAAGAAAUAAGUUUGUCUUCCAGCUGCAAUACGAGGAAGGGAACAGCGAGGAAGGCGGCUGUAUCACGCGUGUCACUCGUACCCAUGCGCCCCUGCCGGGUUUCAACGGCUGCUUCUUUGCAGAUGGAGUCGUCAACUACUUCCUGGGCCGGACGGAGGCUGUGCGGAGGGUCGGUUUUGACCCGUUCCUCAAAAGAGUGGCUCACACUGAAUUCUUCAUUGAUGGGCUUGGAGAUUUAUUAGUUGCCACCUGUGAAGGUCUCAGAAUUGGUCAUCAAAAACACAGUUCCACGAAGAAGUACAAAUUCUACAGGCAUCCUCCCAAAAGGGAUUCACAGGCAAAAAUGACCCACCAUUUUUUCAAGAACCAUCUGAAAUGCAUCAAAUACUAAGGAGCAUUUUAGGUGAAACAUGCCAUUCCUCACACCUCAUUAAUCAUUGGAUUUUUUAAUUUUUUAUUUACUUUACAAAUCAAAGGGUUGGAUUUACUUAUUCACAUGAAAGCUUUUUUCUUUUUUUACCAUGGAAUAAAAAAUGUGCUACUUUUCAAAAAUCUGGGCGUUCUUAUCGCUAUGUAGUUCUUCCUUGACCUCUCUCUUAAUGUUAUGGCAUGAUUCCCGACACGUUCGUACGCUAAGUAUAUAUUCUGUAAGUCACACUUUCGUAAGGUUGGUCUGGACCAUUCGUAAGCUCUCUCUUAGCGUUGUUU
Messenger RNA from Carassius auratus (goldfish), 2174 nucleotides. Its product is annotated as beta-1,4 N-acetylgalactosaminyltransferase 2-like. The record is from RefSeq and is a predicted model, not a curated record. NCBI's taxonomy places the organism in Eukaryota, Metazoa, Chordata, Actinopteri, Cypriniformes, Cyprinidae. Gene Ontology annotation, biological process: UDP-N-acetylgalactosamine metabolic process; UDP-N-acetylglucosamine metabolic process. The transcript has 11 exons. Gene Ontology annotation, molecular function: acetylgalactosaminyltransferase activity. The coding region runs from base 658 to 1857 and encodes 399 amino acids.